Molecule: messenger RNA, 14139 nt
Organism: Coregonus sp. 'balchen'
Lineage: Eukaryota; Metazoa; Chordata; Actinopteri; Salmoniformes; Salmonidae
Source: the annotation of a GenBank genome assembly
AUGGUAUGUAGUGGAAAAAAGGAGGAGGAGCGAGGGGGGAGGAGGAGGAGGAGGAGGAGGGAGGGAGGAAGGGAUGGAGGAAGAGGAGGAGGGAGGAAGGGAUGGAGGAGGAGGAGGAGGAGGAGGGAGGAAGGGAUGGAGGAGGAGGAGGAGGAGGAGGAGGAGGAGGAGUGGGUAGUAGUACUGUAUGUAUUUGUAUUAAUUAGGGAUCCCCCAUCAUACAGUACCACUACCUAACCCUAACCCACUCCUCCUCUUUUUCUCUACUACACAUAUACAGGCUGCAUGGGUUUGGUAAGCAAAGUUGCAUGGAUGGAGGGAGGGGGAAACGAAAGCUGUGAUUCAUCAGACUCCUUGUGCCAAAGUGCUCUUUUUAUAGACAACCUUACAAAGGACUCAUUGAGGGACUCAUCUCCUCUAGCAUUACCUUGUCCUUCAAAAUGUGUUCAAACAGGGAAUAGAGUACCCCCAAUGAGUUUUUACAGGCUACAUUGCCUAGUUAGUAGAACCAUAUGAGGGUAUUCUCUCAGAGUACAGUUUAUGCCAGUUAAUGUUCUGUUGCACUUUCUCCAUAAAAACAAUAUUGGCUAUUUGUUUGCGCUCUCAUAAAUUUCCCUCUCAACCUGUCAUUUUCAUUUUCUAAUUAUGGGGCGACACCAUAAAUCGUCAAAUCGUUUUACACUUUCCGCCAUAUCUAUAAGUUCGUUUUAGCGUUAACAUUUUAAUAUAGAAAUGUCUUAGACUUACAUACUGUAUUUCUUUAUUCCACUCUGCUCUGUAGUCACGUUGUUUCACGAGUUGAAGCCUGCUGCCUGUAUUUCAUGCAUCAGUGUGUAUGGGGAGUCGUAUUUUAGCAACGCAAAGAACACAUCAAAGCUGCUCCAUGGAGCUGCAGUAAAUCUCAGGCACUUGGAAGGUACCUCGUUCGUUACAUCAUCUACGCUGCCAAUAAAGUUUAAUUAGAUAGAACUGCAUGCGGUUCCUGUUGGAAUGGAAAUAAAUACUCUUGUGUAGUCCACAUGAACCAAAGCCACUCUCUUCUCUCUUCCCUGUAUAGUCAUCCCAGACCUGUGAAUGGAUCUAUCAUGGAUCAACUUCCAGCUCUCUCCCCACUCUCGCCAUAGUCUUUACUCCUUGGGAAGACAUUUAGAGAUGAUUUUCUUUCUUUAGCAUUGCAGAUUUUAUUUAAACUACAAAUCCUCCAUACGCUGAAAUAUCCAUGGGAGCCAAAUAUCUGGAAAAUUAUGCUUUGUAGAAGAAAACCAUGGUUAUGUUUAUUAUCAUGUUACUAUAAUGGUUAUGGUUAUUAUUAUGUUUAUUAUUAUAUUACCAUAAUGGUUAUGGUUAUUAUAAUGUGUAUUAUUAUAUUACUAUUAUGUUAUGUUAUUAUUAUGUUUAUUAUUCUAUAUAUAUUAUGGUUAUGGCUAACGGGUGUCCAUUUGACAUUACCAUAUUCCUGAGGGGACCUGAUACUAUCCUGAUACUGUUCCGAUACUAUCCUGAUACUAUCCUGAUACUAUCCGGAUACUAUACUGAUACUGUUCCGAUACUAUCCUGAUACUAUCCGGAUACUAUCCUGAUACUGUUCUGAUACUAUCCUGAUACUAUUCUGAUACUGUUCUGAUACUCUCCUGAUACUGGAUGUGUCCAAGAUGGCGUAGUAGUGCAGUCCUGUUUUUGUCGUGUGUCUGUAAAUAGCCUGUAAAUACCCUGUUUUUUUUGUAUUUUUCGUACAUAUUUCCCUAUCAGACUUUUCAUCCUUCUACAAAAUAUACUUUCCUGCAACCCGCCUCACUCAAUGUGGAACGGAUUAUAUUAUUGACUUACCUUUUAUCUAGAAUCUCCAGUUGAAACUAGCUAGCCAGCUAACUAGCUACUUGCUAUUAGCCACAGUUAGCGGUAUUUCACCCAGAACAUUGGAUUUUCUGCGGGAAUAAUUUAAUCACUGGACAUUAAUCACCGGAUCGCAACUAGCUAGCCGCAACCGAAUGGAUGUUGCUGUCUGGCUAAUUCACCACUGCCCCCGAUGCAAGCACCAGUUAGCCUCGAGCUAGCCUAGAGCCAGGCUCAUAUCUACCUCUAGGUCUACCGGACGGGAGUAGCCAGCUAACUAGCUACUUGCUAUCAGCUACCGUUAGCGUUUUUUUCACCAUUGUCCGUGGCCUGCACCACCCACCAGCCAGCUCUAGUCUGGACUAUUAUUCGGCCAGUCUGCACUGUCUGCACAGCGCGUUAUCGACCCAGAACAUAUCAGUUCUUCUGCCGGAAUCACUGAAUCACUGGACCUUUAACUCCGGAUUCAUCGCUACCAGCUAGCUGCAACAAAAUGGACGUUGUGGUCUGGCUAAUCAUCCUGAGCUAGGCCCAUCUCCCGGCUAUCUACCUCUACGUCAAACGGACGGGACCACCUAGUGUUGACACGGAGCCCCGCCGAUCCUACACGACUGGUCUGCCGACGAAAUCGUCUGAUGUGAUUACAACAGGCUUCCCGUUACCACGUCGACCACGAAGAUUCCAUCUGCUAGCCCCGGCCCGCUAGCACACGCUAGUGCUUUAGCAGCCCCCGAACUAUCCUAUUGCUGUUCACCGGACCUUAUGAUAACUCAGCUAUACAGCUGAUGCCUGCUGGACUGUUCCUUUUUACGGUACCGCAUCCUGUUUAUGUUUAGCCUCAGCCCAAACUGUGUCGUCAUUACCAGCUGUUGUCUUAGCUCUCUCAAAUUACACCGUGAUUGCUUUAUGCCUCUCUCCCAUCUCAAUAUGGUUAGCUUAUUGUUGUUUCGGUUAUUUCUAAUUGUACUAUUUCACUGUAGAUCCCCCAGCCCAGCUAAACCUGCCUUAGAUAGCUCCUUUGUCCCACCCCCCAUACACGCGGAGACCGACUCAAUUGGUGCCUCCAGUGAUGCUAUCUCUUUCAUUGUUACCCAACGCUUAGGUUUACCUCCACUUUACUCAUAUCCUUCCAUAUCGUUGUCUGUACAUAAUGCCCUGAAUCUUUUCUACAACGCCCGGAAAUCUGCCCCCUUCAUUCUAUGUACCCAACGCACUAGAAGACCAGUUCUUAAAGCCUUUAGCCGUAUCCUUAUUCUAGUCCUCCUCUGUUCCUCCGGUGAUGUAGAGGCUAACCCAGGCCCUGCAGCCCUCAGUAUCACUUCUACUCCCCAGGCGCUAUCAUUUGCUGACUUCUGUAAUCGCAAAAGCCUUGGUUUCCUGCAUGUAAAUAUCAGAAGUCUACUUCCUAAGUUUGAGUUAUUCACUGCGUUAGCACACUCCGCCAACCCUGAUGUUCUAGCAGUGUCUGAAUCCUGGCUUAGGAAGGCCACCAAAAAUUCUGAAAUUUCCAUCCCCAACUAUAACAUUUUCCGUCUAGAUAGAACUGCCAAAGGGGGUGGAGUUGCAAUCUACUGUAGAGAUAGCCUGCAGAGCUCUAUCAUACUAUCCAGGUCUGUGCCCAAACAGUUUGAGCUUCUACUUCUAAAAAUCCACCUUUCCAGAAAUAAGUCUCUCACUGUUGCUGCUUGCUACAGACCCCCCUCAGCCCCCAGCUGUGCCCUGGACACCAUAUGUGAAUUGAUUGCCCCCCAUUUAUCCUCAGAGUUCGUACUGCUUGGUGACCUAAAUUGGGAUAUGCUUAAUACCCCGGCCAUCCUACAAUCCAAACUAGAUGCCCUCAAUCUCACGCAAAUUAUCAACGAACCUACCAGGUACAACCCUAAAUCCGUAACCAUGGGUACCCUCAUAGAUAUCAUCCUGAUUAACUUACCCUCUAAAUACACCUCCGCUGUCUUCAACCAGGAUCUCACCGAUCACUGCCUUAUUGCCUGCGUCCGUAACGGGUCCACGGUCAAACGACCACCCCUCAUCACUGUCAAACGCUCCCUAAAACACUUUAGCGAGCAGGCCUUCCUAAUUGACCUGGCCCAGGUAUCCUGGAUGGAUAUAGAUCUCAUUCUGUCAGUAGAGGAUGCCUGGUUGUUCUUUAAAAGUAAUUUCCUCUCAAUCUUAAAUAAACAUGCCCCAUUCAAAAAAUACAGAACUAAGAACAGAUAUAGCCCCUGGUUCUCCUCAGACUUGACUGCCCUUGACCAGCACAAAAACAUCCUGUGGCGUACUGCAUUAGCAUCAAAUAGCCCCCGCGAUAUGCAACUUUUCAGGGAAGUUAGGAACCAAUAUACACAAGCAGUCAGGAAAGCAAAGACUAACUUUUUCAAACAGAAAUUUGCAUCCUGUAGCACUAACUCCAAAAAGUUUUGGGACACUGUAAAGUCCAUGGAGAAUAAGAGCACUUCCUCCCAGCUGCCCACUGCACUGAGGCUAGGAAACACUAUCACCACCGAUAAAUCUACAAUAAUCGAGAAUUUCAACAAGCAUUUUGCUACGGCUGGCCAUGCUUUCCACCUGGCUACCACUACCCCGGCCACCAACUCUGCACCCUCCGCUGCAACUUGCCCAUGCCCCCCCCCCCCCCGCUUCUCCUUCACACAAAUUCAGACAGCUGAUGUUCUGAAAGAGCUGCAAAAUAUGGACCCCUACAAAUCAGCUGGGCUAGACAAUCUGGACCCUUUCUUUCUAAAACUAGCCGCCGAAAUUGUCGCAACCCCUAUUACUAGCCUGUUCAACCUCUCUUUCGUAACGUCUGAGAUCCCCAGAGAUUGGAAAGCUGCCGCGGUCAUCCCCCUCUUCAAAGGGGGUGACACUCUAGAUCCAAACUGUUACAGACCUAUAUCCAUCCUGCCCUGCCUUUCGAAAGUAUUUGAAAGCCAAGUUAACAAACAGAUCACCGACCAUUUCGAAUCCCACCGUACCUUCUCCGCUAUGCAAUCCGGUUUCCGAGCUGGUCAUGGGGUGCACUUCAGCCACGCUCAAGGUCCUAAACGAUAUUAUAACCGCGAUCGAUAAUAGACAGUACUGUGCAGCCGUCUUCAUCGACCUGGCCAAGGCUUUCGACUCUGUCAACCACCGCAUUCUUAUUGGCAGACUAAAUAGCCUUGGUUUCUCAAAUGACUGCCUCGCCUGGUUCACCAACUACUUCUCAGAUAGAGUUCAGUGUGUCAAAUCGGAGGGCCUGUUGUCUGGACCUAUGGCAGUCUCUAUGGGGGUGCCACAGGGUUCAAUUCUUGGGCCGACUCUUUUCUCCGUGUAUAUCAAUGAUGUCGCUCUUGCUGCUGGUGACUCUCAGAUCCACCUCUACGCAGACGACACCAUUUUGUAUACAUCUGGCCCUUCAUUGGACACUGUGUUAACAAACCUCCAAACGAGCUUCAAUGCCAUACAACACUCCUUCAGUAGCCUCCAACUGCUCUUAAACACUAGUAAAACUAAAUGCAUGCUCUUCAAUCGAACGCUGCUGGCACCCGCCCACCCGACUAGAAUCACCACUCUCGACGGGUCUGACCUAGAGUAUGUGGACAACUACAAAUACCUAGGUGUCUGGUUAGACUGUAAACUCUCCUUCCAGACUCACAUUAAGAAUCUCCAAUCCAAAGUUAAAUCUAGAAUCGGCUUCCUAUUUCGCAACAAAGCCUCCUUCACUCAUGCUGCCAAACAUGCCCUCGUAAAACUGACUAUCCUACCGAUCCUUGACUUCGGCGAUGUCAUUUACAAAAUAGCCUCCAACACUCUACUCAGCAAACUGGAUGUAGUCUAUCACAGUGCCAUCCGUUUUGUCUCCAAAGCCCCAUACACUACCCACCACUGUGACCUGUACGCUCUUGUUGGCUGGUCCUCACUACAUGUUCGUCGCCAAACCCACUGGCUCCAGGCCAUCUAUAAAUCACUGCUAGGCAAAUCCCCGCCUUAUCUUAGCUCAUUGGUCACCAUAGCAGCACCCACCCGUAGUCUGCGCUCCAGCAGGUAUAUCUCACUGGUCAUUCCCAAAGCCAACACCUCCUUUGGCCGCCAUUCCUUCCAGUUCUCUGCUGCCAAUGACUGGAACGAAUUGCAAAAAUCUCUGAAGCUGGAGACUCUUAUCUCCCUCACUAACUUUAAGCAUCAGUUGUCAGAGCACCUUACCGAUCACUGCACCUGUACACAGCCCAUCUGAAAUUAGCCCACCCAACUACCUCAUCCCUAUAUUGUUAUUUAUUUUGCUCUUUUGCACCCCAGUAUCUCUAUUUGCACAUAAUCUCUUGCACAUCUAGCAUUCCAGUGUUAAUACUAAUUGUAAAUAUUUUGCACUAUAGCCUAUUUAUUGCCUUACCUCCAUAACUUGCUACAUUUGCACACACUGUAUAUAUAUUUUCUGUUGUAUUUUUUGACUUUAUGUUUUUUACCCCAUAUGUAAUUUUGUGUUGUUGUUUUUAUCGCACUACUAUGCUUUAUCUUGGCCAGGUCGCAGUUGUAAAUGAGAACUUGUUCUCAACUGGCUUACCUGGUUAAAUAAAGGUGAAAUAAAAAAUUAAAUAAAAUACUAUUCUGAUACUGUUCUGAUACUAUCCUGAUACUAUCCUGAUACUGUUCUGCUACUAUCCUGAUACUAUUCUGAUACUAUCCUAAUACUAUUCUGAUACUGUUCUGAUACUGUUCUGAUACUAUCCUGAUACUAUUCUGAUACUGUUCUGAUACUAUUCUGAUACUGUUCUGAUACUAUCCUGAUACUAUUCUGAUACUAUUCUGAUACUGUCCUGAUACUAUCCUGAUACUAUCCUGAUACUGUUCUGAUACUAUUCUGAUACUGUUCUGAUACUAUCCUGAUACUAUUCUGAUACAAUCCUGAUACUAUUCUGAUACUCUUCUGAUACUAUCCUGAUACUAUUCUGAUACUGUCCUGAUACUAUUCUGAAACUGUCCUGAUACUAUUCUGAUACUAUUCUGAUACUGUUCUUACUGUAAUCAGGUUGCAUUAACCUCAAUGGUUGCAUUCCAAAUGGCACCCUAUUCCCUUUAUAGUGCAUUAUGUACUACUUAUGACCAGGGCCCAUAGGGCUCAGGGUGCCAUUUGGGACACAACCUAUAGCUGAUGCUUAUGUUGAGGAGCUGGUGGAUAACCUCAAUGAACCACAGUCCCAUUCCUGUACUCUGCACCUCCUAUCCCCCUUUCCCAAAACUCCCAGGUUUUCCAGAGAUCCAGAUUGGAAUAUUACAGGAAUCAGGAGGGAAUAAGCAGGACAUCUGAAUUUCUCCAACCAGGAUAUCUGGAAAACCUUUUGUAACCCUACACUGCACAUAGGAAAGCAGACAAGAGCAGACCAUAAACCAGGGUGAUAGCCCAGCCCGUGGACGUGAUGGGGCAAAGAUAAUUCCAGGCAGAAACAUCGAUAUUGAAACAAACAAUUCAAAAAAUCAACUUGCAAUAGAGCAUGCAAUAGAGCAUGCUGGGAAAUAUGAUAAUGAUAUGUAUGGUUUUGGUUCAACGUGAUGUGUAUGAGUUUUAGGCCUCAGUAUUAGGGUAAAACUAGGCCCUCAAAAUAAGGCCUUAUGACAUACGUAUGGUAUUGUGUUAAAUACAGUAUAUAUAUUUUUUACAAUAACAUAUUUGCUUAGGAUCUCACUUGGUGAUGUCACGUAUACUUCCUCUCCGGUGCUCGAGGUCGCCAGUCUGCUGAUUAUUACGCACACCUGUCACCAUCGUUACGCGCACCUGCGCCUCAUGAGACUCACUUGGACUCAAUCACCUUCCUGAUUACCUCCCCUAUAUAUGUCACUCCCUUUGGUUCCUUCCCCAGGCGUUAUUGAUUCUGUUUCAGUGUUUCAUGUCUGUAGGCUACUCGUGUUUCUUGUUUUGUUCUAUGUAUUAUUUAUUGUUAAAUUCACUCCCUGUACUUGCUUCCCUACUCCCAGCAUACACGUUACAGGUGAAGUCCAUAAGACCGAAAAUGAAUGAAUGUGUCACGUACAGUGGGGAAAAAAAGUAUUUAGUCAGCCACCAAUUGUGCAAGUUCUCCCACUUAAAAAGAUGAGAGAGGCCUGUAAUUUUCAUCAUAGGUACACGUCAACUAUGACAGACAAAUUGAGGAAGAAAAAACCAGAAAAUCACAUUGUAGGAUUUUUAAUGAAUUUAUUUGCAAAUUAUGGUGGAAAAUAAGUAUUUGGUCACCUACAAACAAGCAAGAUUUCUGGCUCUCACAGACCUGUAACUUCUUCUUUAAGAGGCUCCUCUGUCCUCCACUCGUUACCUGUAUUAAUGGCACCUGUUUGUACUUGUUAUCAGUAUAAAAGACACCUGUCCACAACCUCAAACAGUCACACUCCAAACUCCACUAUGGCCAAGACCAAAGAGCUGUCAAAGGACACCAGAAACAAAAUUGUAGACCUGCACCAGGCUGGGAAGACUGAAUCUGCAAUAGGUAAGCAGCUUGGUUUGAAGAAAUCAACUGUGGGAGCAAUUAUUAGGUAAUGGAAGACAUACAAGACCACUGAUAAUAUCCCUCGAUCUGGGGCUCCAUGCAAGAUCUCACCCCUUGGGGUCAAAAUGAUCACAAGAACGGUGAGCAAAAAUCCCAGAACCACACGGGGGACCUAGUGAAUGACCUGCAGAGAGCUGGGACCAAAGUAACAAAGCCUACCAUCAGUAACACACUACGCCGCUAAGGACUCAAAUCCUGCAGUACAAGACGUGUCCCCCUGCUUAAGCCAGUACAUGUCCAGGCCCGUCUGAAGUUUGCUAGAGUGCAUUUGGAUGAUCCAGAAGAGGAUUGGGAGAAUGUCAUAUGGUCAAAUGAAACCAAAAUAUAACUUUUUGGUAAAAACUCAACUCGUCGUGUUUGGAGGACAAAGAAUGCUGAGUUGCAUCCAAAGAACACCAUACGUACUGUGAAGCAUGGGGGUGGAAACAUCAUGCUUUGGGGCUGUUUUUCUGCAAAGGGACCAGGACGACUGAUCCGUGUAAAGGAAAGAAUGAAUGGGGCCAUGUAUCGUGAGAUUUUUAGUGAAAACCUCCUUCCAUCAGCAAGGGCAUUGAAGAUGAAACGUGGCUGGGUCUUUCAGCAUGACAAUGAUCCCAAACACACCGCCCGGGCAACGAAGGAGUGGCUUCGUAAGAAGCAUUUCAAGGUCCUGGAAUGGCCUAGCCAGUCUCCAGAUCUCAACCCCAUAGAAAAUCUUUGGAGGGAGUUGAAAGUCCGUGUUGCCCAGCGACAGCCCCAAAACAUCACUGCUCUAGAGGAGAUCUGCAUGGAGGAAUGGGCCAAAAUACCAGCAACAGUGUGUGAAAACCUUGUGAAGACUUACAGAAAACGUUUGACCUGUGUCAUUGCCAACAAAGGGUAUAUAACAAAGUAUUGAGAAACUUUUUUUAUUGACCAAAUACUUAUUUUCCACCAUAAUUUGCAAAUAAAUUCAUUAAAAAUCCUACAAUGUGAUUUUCUGGAAAAUAUUUUCUCAUUUUGUCUGUCAUAGUUGACGUGUACCUAUGAUGAAAAUUACAGGCCUCUCUCAUCUUUUUAAGUGGGAGAACUUGCACAAUUGGUGGCUGACUAAAUACAUUUUUUUCCCCACUGUAUAAUGACAGGAAGACAGGCGCAGGAAUACGUAUUAGGGGUUUUAUUUCUCCACCCAAUACAAGGUACGUCAUAAAAACUACGUGGACGAUGCCCAUAACAACCACAGGGCUGUAACCCAAAAAAAAGAGCGAUGUGUAAACCUCUAAAUACAUACACAGGACGAGACCCUUAAUACCAAGAGCACAAUACACAGUACUCACGAGACCAAUGGACAUGGGACAAUAAUUGACAAGGACAAUGGGGAACAGAGGGCACAUAUAUACACAUACUAAUCAAGGGGAAUGGGAACCAGGUGUGCGUAAUGAGACAAGACAGUCCGCGGUUGGUGGUAAUGAACCAGGUCAGUGACGCCUGGAAGGCCUGAGACAUAGACCGACGAAGCUGGUGAAUGGAAUGAGCAGCAGUACCGGGAGGAUCCGUGACAGAAUGCAACAACCAUGUCUCUGUCACUAACAAGUACAGUCAUGGGCGGUAACUCUUACGAUUCACUCGAACGGCAAAGCACUCUGGGAAAUUUUUAAUAAGGCUGUGUGUUAAUUUAACACUGUUCAGGUGUCUAUAUGGGUCCACAGACUCUACACUAUCAGUGUUAAUUUAACACUCUCAGUAUAUAUAUAUAUAUAUAUAUAUAUAUAUAUAUAUAUAUAUAUAUAUAUAUAUAUUUAUAUAUUUUUUUUUAAAAUGGAGAACCAGCUGUGUGUAAGUGUGCUGCCUCACACUGACUCUGAGAGGAUUGGGGUCAGGUGUCGGUCAAUGUUGGGGGUGCAAGGUGAAUGUCAGAACACAGGAGAGCCUGCCCCCAUCAACCACCCCUGCCCCCAUCAACCACCUCCUGCUUGUGUUGGCUUACUUCCUGCCUCUCUAUCUGGCACCACCGCAGCCCUGACAUUGUGACAUGAGGCUGCCAGGUUAGAGUCACUCAGGAUGCUCAGUAUCUGCGCCCUGAAGGGCAGGAGAGGCACCAUAAACCAUGGAGGGACACAACAAGGCUUCAAGGUGAAAGUUCUCUGUGUAUGACAGUUCAGUAUGGUAGUUGGUGGCAUCUUAAUUGGGGAGGACGGGUCUCAUAUACAUCAAACACAUGGUUUCCAUGUUAUUGAUGCCCUUCCACUCGCUCCGUUCCAGCCAUUAUUAUGAGCCGUCCUCCCCUCAGCAGCCUCCUGUGGUGAAUAAAUCUUGGCAAAACGUGAAAGAUUUUUAACACAUUUAGGUGUCAUAGUGGAACCAAAAAGUCACUGCCCAAAUCAAAUUUGGUCGUUUUUUUUGGUUGAAACCAAAUCCUCUGUAUUCAGACUGGAUAUUGACAUCUAUACAAAUAUCUUAACUUUCCCAGUAUCAGUGCAAGAGGAAAAUCUUGGAGAGAAGCGUAAGGGCGCAGUGAAGUCAUCCAGUACACUGUCUGACAGCUGGCAUCUCUCAGAAGCACUCUCACUCUGAGAAACACAUCUCUCUAGUGGCAUCUCAGAUGCCUCGUCUCCUUCAGCUGCAUGGAGGUUAAACGGAGCAUGAUUGUUUACCUGCCUGUUUGUGAGGCAGAAGAACAGUGCUGCCCAUCACAUUAGGAAAGUAACAAGUUUGGUGGCGGAGGACGGCUGUGUGGAGCCGAGGCCUAUCUGCUUUAUAAAGGGAGUAGGCCUAACACCCCUCCUCUCCUCCUCUCCUCCUCUCAUCCUCUCCUCCUCUCAUCCUUCCAUCCUCCUUAUUUUGACCAGCCAUGGGACCUGACAGAGGCUGAGCCCGCCUCCUACCCCUAGCACAGCUCAGUCACAUUUUACAUUACAUUACAUUUUAGUCAUUUAGCAGAUGCUCUUAUCCAGAGCGACUUACAGAAGCAAUUAGGGUUAAGUGCCUUGCUCAAGGGCACAUCGACUGAUUUUUCACCUAGUCGGCUCGGGGAUUAGAACCAGCGACCUUUCGGUUACUGGCACAACGCUCUUAACCACUAAGCUACCUGCCGCAGUUAACUGCAUCUGCCAUGGGAGCAGCGCAGGCAGGCCACUUUGUCAGCACACACACACACACACACACACACACACACACACACACACACACACACACACACACACACACACACACACACACACACACACACACACACACACACACACACACACACACACACACACACACACACACACACACACACACACACACACACACACACACACAAACACCCUGGGCUUUAAGCAGAGCCGCACCAGCAGAGAGAUAGAGAGAGCUAGGAUGAAUAAUUGAAGUGUGCAUUCUGUACUUUAAAUAAUUUUAAAGCUGUAUUCUGCAGAGGCUCUAAAUGGCUGGGAGAAGGAGACAUUAAUGAUUCAUGGGCUGCUUUUAUCUGCUUUGGUUCAGGUCACUGUCCUGAAGGCGCUCGGGGCAGCGGAGGAGAGGCGAGGGGGGAGAGGGGAGGGGGAGACAGAGAAGAAAGUCAGGAAAGGUGGUGUGUCUUGGCCAAAUAGAUUGUGUGAAAAACGGGCCCACACAGAUUAGGAAAUAUUGCCAAAGAAAACGUUAAAGCAAAUAUUAUGUCUGAGCUGCCUUCCCAGUUGAACUUUUUUGCUGUAAGUAUUUGAGGUGGGAUUUAUGGGUAUUCUUUCAUCACUGGGAUUUAAUUUCCCAGCCUGUGUCCCAAAUGGCACCCUGUUCCCUACAUAGUGCACUAGUUUUGACCAGAGCCCUAUGGGCCACGGUCUAAAGUAGUGCACUAUAUAGGGAAUAGGAUGUCAUUGUGGAGACAGCCCUUGAGUCCAACAGGACCACUGUUGCUGUGACUACUAUGUCUCUGCUAUGGUCUGUUCACUCAUCUGCAGCUGUUUAGAAGGCGCCCUGAAACAUAAGGUUUCUCUUUUCCAAAUCAAGUGUCCGAUAAAUGUGAUAUUAAAGGUGAAGAAAAAAAAUCAAUAAUCACAAUAUUAUGCGGUCUGAUACUAACACUUUUAAUUUUUCAAUAUCUACUGAAUAACAAACAGGGAAUAUGUCCAGGCUGCAAUUAAUCAAAUUGUGGUUCUAAAAUACUCUAUUUGAUGACGUUCCAGAUUCAGAUUCAGAUAAGCUUUAUAAACAUGUUGUUCCACUGUUGCUUGUCACGAAUGAAGGAUGCAUUUUUUUCUGCUGAGGAAAGUUUGUUAACGCUGUUGUUUUUUACUAGCGAUACAGUACAUUCAGAGCUGGCUCCAAGCAUAAGAGACAAAAGCUUUUUGGAGAACUCAGUCGGGUCUCAAUGUACUUUUGAGAGUAAGAAUAGUAGAAUACGUCAGGUGCAAUUUAGAAAUGUGGUUGUACAUAAUUCGGCAGGUUUUCUCUUGUUAUGUCAGUCACUGACAGUCACUCAAUUAAACAUGUCAGCUAACAAUUUUUAGAUUGAUAGUUAGUCUAGCCAGGUAUCUAAAUUUGUAGUAAUCUUGGCCAAAUACUGACCGGGCACGUGCCCAGGGCCCUGACCUCCACAGGGCCCCCAUUGAUUUUGUUAGUCAUUCUCACUCAGAUGUUAGAUUAACAUGGUUUAAGUCAUGGCUAAAUGUGUAGAAGUGCAGGAAAUUAGCUUUAAAACUGCAAAGAUUUAUCUCCACCCCAUGGCAAAAUGGAUAGAAUAGGAGGAAAUUAGCUGUAAAACUGCUACAAUUUCUCUCCGCUCAAUGGCAAAAUGUGUAGAAUUAAAGGAAAUUAAUUUUUAAAAGUUGUUUUCUCUCCGCCGUCAACUGUCAAUACUCUCCCACACACUACACAACUGUCAAUACUCUCCCACACACUACACAACUGUCAAUACUCUCCCACACACUACACAACUGUCAAUACUCUCCCACAAACUACACAACUGUCAAUACUCUCAGACGCACUACACAAUUAUCAAUGCUUUCUGACGCACUACACAACUAUCAAUACUCUCAGAGAAGUGGUUAAGUGUAGAUGUGAUGAUGUACAUUUGGCCCCUGCUUUUCUGGCUGGUAAUCAAGCUUGCCGACACUGUAGCCACAUGAUAAAGAAAAUGUGUUAGAUGUGUUUUGUUUUGUGUUUUCUCAGUCUCACAUGUCUGUUGUAUUUCGAGCUGUUCUUGUCAAAGUUUAUACAUAUGUCUGACGGUCAGUCAAGAAUUGUCUUCUCAAUGUAUCCCUCUCCUCUCUUCAGGGAGCUGAUGCCCAAGACCCUGGAGGGCCAGAUCACCAUGGAGAAGACCCCCAGCUACUUCGUGACCAGAGAGGCCCCGGCCCGGAUCUCCGCCAUGUCCCGGGACACCAAGCUGAUCGUGGUGGUGAGGGACCCCGUCACCAGGGCCAUCUCUGACUACACACAGACGUUGUCCAAGAAGCCCAACAUUCCCACCUUCGAGAGCCUGACCUUCAGAAACAGGACUACGGGGCUAAUCGACACGUCCUGGAGCGCCAUCCAGAUUGGCAUCUAUGCCAAGCACCUGGACAACUGGCUGCAGUACUUCCCCAUGAGCCAGAUCCUGUUUGUGAGCGGUGAGCGUCUGAUCAGCGACCCAGCCGGAGAGCUGGGCCGGGUCCAGGACUUCCUGGGGCUCAAGAGGAUCAUCACAGACAAACACUUCUACUUCAACCAGACCAAGGGCUUCCCCUGCCUCAAGAAAGCUGAGGGCAGCAGCAAGCCCCACUGCCUGGGAAAAACCAAAGGGCGGACCCACCCCAACAUCCACCCAGAGGUGGUGCAGAGGCUACAGGACUUCUACAGGCCUUUCAACAUG